Molecule: messenger RNA, 2899 nt
Organism: Cynoglossus semilaevis (tongue sole)
Lineage: Eukaryota; Metazoa; Chordata; Actinopteri; Pleuronectiformes; Cynoglossidae
Product: F-box/LRR-repeat protein 3-like
Exons: 6
Coding region: 296-1600 (434 amino acids)
Cellular component (GO): mitochondrion
Molecular function (GO): protein binding
Source: RefSeq, a predicted model, not a curated record
CGAUGCUGUAUGGUAACUGCACUCCUUUCGAGCAACAAAAACGCCAUCUUUAAGUGACAAACUACAGCAGCAGCAUUCGCGAAGAGAAAUUGGGUCAGGUUCUGUUGACAUAGGUAGAAUUCAGAAAAACCCACGCAGCUAAACUGUAUUCACAGUUUAAACUCCUCCAGACUCUGAUCGUUAAUAGUCCAAUGUGUUUGAUCGCUGCGCCUCCACGAACACAGUUUUCUUGUGUCGGUCCCGGUUGAGGCUGAGCAGUUCCCUGGUGGAAAAAAUACAAUAAAAGAAAGAGAGGAUGAAACGAGUUCGUCUGGUGAACGAGGAGGACGGUGGCGGGGGCAACAGCGGUGGCUCCAAGAAAACCCUUAAACGACCCUUUAAGGAGAGACGAGAUGAAGAUUUGGAGGAAGAAAGUGCUAGCUGGGAAUGUCUGCCUCAGGAGAUCAUGCUCCACAUCUUUCAGUACCUUCCUCUACUGGACAGAGCCUAUGCCUCUCAGGUGUGUCGAGGCUGGAACCAGGCGUUUCACUUGCCAGAGUUGUGGCGUUGCUUUGAGUUCGAGUUAAACCAACCGGCCAGUUCCUACCUGAAAGCUACUCACCCAGAUCUCAUCAAACAGAUUAUCAAGCGUCACUCCAACCACCUUCAGUACGUCAGUUUUAAGGUGGACAGCAGCCGAGAAUCAGCAGAGGCGGCGUGUGAUAUCUUGUCUCAGCUGGUCAACUGUUCUCUGAAAACACUGGGGCUCAUCUCCACAGCCAGGCCUAGUUUUAUGGAAGUGCCUAAAUCUCACUUCAUCUCAGCGCUGACGGUGGUUUUCGUCAACUCCAAGUCAUUGUCGUCCCUGAAAAUUGAUGACACACCUGUGGACGACCCCUCCCUGAAAGUCCUGGUGGCCAAUAACAGCGACACUCUGAAACUGCUGAAAAUGAGCAGUUGCCCUCAUGUUUCACCUGCAGGCAUCUUGUGCGUGGCCGACCAAUGCCAUGGUUUGAGGGAACUUGCCCUCAACUACCAUUUGCUGAGUGAUGAACUUCUCAUUGCUCUGUCCUCAGAAAAGCAUGUUCACCUUGAGCACCUUCGCAUUGAUGUCGUUAGUGAGAAUCCAGGCCAACAGUUCCACACUAUCAAAAAGAGCAGCUGGGACGCCAUGGUGCGUCACUCUCCAAAAUUUAACCUGGUCAUGUAUUUCUUUCUGUACGAGGACGAGUUUGGCCCCUUCUUUAGAGAUGAGAUCCCAGUUACACAUCUGUACUUUGGUCGCUCUGUCAGCAAAGAUGUCCUGGGACGUGUUGGGCUGACCUGCCCACGUCUGGUGGAGCUUGUCGUGUGUGCUAACGGGUUGCGGCCGCUAGAUGAAGAGUUGAUCCGCAUCGCUCAACGCUGCACGCAGCUCUCAGCCAUUGGCCUUGGAGAGUGUGAGGUGUCCUGCAGCGCCUUUGUGGAGUUUGUGAGGAUGUGUGGAGACAGACUGACGCAACUAUCCAUCAUGGAGGAGGUUCUGGUUCCAGAUCAUCGUUAUGGGCUGGAUGAUAUCCACUGGGAGGUGUCAAAACAUCUGGGUCGUGUCUGGUUCCCAGACAUGAUGCCCACCUGGUAGAUAUGAAAUGAUGAUUUUUUUUUCUCAGUGUUGUAAAGUUCCCCCUAUUUAUUUGUGUAUUUAAAUUUGUUUUAUCUUUAGUUUUUCAGCACUUUGUUCUCAGAGCCAUUUCUUUGGCUUGGUUAUAUUUGAUGUUUUAGGGCAUAUUUUACGAUAUCAGCUUUUAAAAAAAAGAAAAAUGGAAUAUCUUUGCACAAAUAGAAAGGCAUUCAUUUGCUUUGGGUUUUGUUUGGGUGUACGUUUUUUGAUUACCCCGACAUAUGUAACCACAGGAUUUGUAUUUUUGCUUAGUUUAGAGUGCAGUUUAGAAGACAAUCAGGUGAUGAGAAAUGUGCAGUACAUUGGGUUUGGAUGAUCACCAUAAUAAGCUAAUUUGCUUUGUUUUUUUCUUGUAUAGGAAUUAUUUGAAAAUAAAUGUUUCCUCUUGUGGAAGUAAUGUUAUUUUUUUCCCAAACACCCCAAAUCUUGACUGUAUAUAUUAAUCUAAAAUGGAAUCUGUUCCAUGUGUGUUAAUAUUUCCUUUGUUGUUUGUGUUAACAUGUUAGCUAUUUUUAAGCAGGUCAGGUCAAAGAACUACUGGUUAGCAAAUAGGUUUUUUGAAUGCAAGGCAUCAGUGAAGGGAAUCUUUUUAUCAGCUGAGUAGCAGGAUGCUGCUAUGCUGUUGAAGUACGGACGGAUUUUUGUCACUUGUUUUGUAAAGGAUUAAGUUAAUAUGUUUAACCAGCUUAAUGGUCAAUGUCUUUUGCAGAUUUUUAAAAUCACUUAUAGAAAACAGUGGUGGUACUUGUUAGGUUUUUGUUUUUUUUUCUGUCCGUUCACACAUUUAAGGAUUCGUCAAAACAUGUAGCGUCCUCCAGAUGCUCAAGUGUGGGUUUUAAUGUUGCAGCUAUUUUAAAUUCCGUUGAUACCAUCUUCACAGUCGUUUAACUGCGCAGCCCUGUUAACUGACGGUUUGGCAAAUGAAGCUUAUCAGAAGAGUUAAAAUGUUAACAAUUGAUGGAUUUGAUUUAUUGAACGGCUGUUAAGGUGAAUAUAUUGAGGGAUGUCAACUUUUUGACUAUGUAAAAAAAAUUACAUGUGUAAAUAGCUAUACUGUUUUGAUACAGUCCAGAGUUUUUCCAUGGAAAAAAGCCAAGAUUUCUAUAUUUUUUCCCUUUAUAGCAAUAGCAAUUUAUGUCUUAAUGUUGUCUUUUUUUUAUUUGCAGGACAAAAAAGACAAUAAGAUGAAUCUUUAGUAGUUAACUGCACAUUUUACUGGUGAUUUAUACAUAAAAAUAACAUGUUCAUUCUGCACUUGUA